Messenger RNA from Staurois parvus, 483 nucleotides. The record is from the annotation of a GenBank genome assembly. NCBI's taxonomy places the organism in Eukaryota, Metazoa, Chordata, Amphibia, Anura, Ranidae.
AUGGGCCCCUGUACCGCCUCCCCAUGCUGCUGCCAGGCCCGUAAUCUGCCAUGGGCCCCUGUACCGACUCCUCAUGCUGCUGCCAGGCCCGUAAUCUGUCAUGGGCCCCUGUACCGCCUCCUCAUGCUGCUGCCAGGUCCAGAGUGUGUCAUGGGUCCCUGUGUACGGCCUCCCAUUGCUGCUGUCUUCUAUCGCCACACUCUGCCAUGUGCCACUUUCAGGUCUCCUCACACUGCUGGUGGUUUCCAUUUUUGUCAUAGGGUGCUGUAUGGCCUCCCAUUGCUGCUGCCUCCACCGCCCCACACUUGUGGCUCCACACUCUGGUUUUGGCCCCCGUGACUGGCCCAAAUGAGUGAAGUGUGCGGUGAUUCUAAGAUCGACGGCACUCAUCUGCAUGUCAUACUGACUGACAGUAUUAUUUCUCUUCCCCAGCAGACUCCAAGGGCAUUUAAAUUAAAGGUACAGUGUUCUGCACUAAUAUUA